CACCGGAAGAGGUGGCCGGCGGGCCGGAAGUGGGCUGGGGGCUCCCGGAGCACCGCGGGGGAGAUGAAGCCGGCGGUGGACGAGAUGUUCCCCGAGGGCGCCGGGCCCUACGUGGACCUGGACGAGGCCGGCGGCAGCACCGGGCUCCUGAUGGACUUGGCGGCCAAUGAAAAGGCGGUUCACGCCGACUUCUUCAACGAUUUCGAAGAUCUCUUUGAUGAUGACGACAUCCAGUGAGGCGCAGUGUGUGGUCUAGCCUGUGCUGCGCGGGCGCGUGGUGGAGCCCUCAGGACGGUCUGGGGGGUCUGCAGAACCGACGGGAACACCUGAAAUGAGCUGAUGGUUAACCGAGAAAGGAUGGUUUCGGCCACCUGCUGAGGCCUAUCUGUCUCUGAAUGUGACAGCUGUUGUCCUCCCUUCAAUUAAAAACGAUGUUAUCAG
Messenger RNA from Molossus molossus (Pallas's mastiff bat), 441 nucleotides. It is a transcript of the gene COPS9, whose product is annotated as COP9 signalosome subunit 9. The record is from RefSeq and is a predicted model, not a curated record. NCBI's taxonomy places the organism in Eukaryota, Metazoa, Chordata, Mammalia, Chiroptera, Molossidae. The coding region runs from base 64 to 237 and encodes 57 amino acids. Gene Ontology annotation, biological process: negative regulation of protein neddylation. The transcript is spliced from 3 exons.